AAAAAUUUUUUUUUGUUUAUGAAAUUCAUUUUUCAAUUUUGCAAUAUUGCAAUAAAAAUAAUUAACCGAUUAUCAGAUUAUUCGGACAAUUUUUCAUAGUUAUCAACAAAAAAAAUGAAAGAAAAAUUUCAAAAAAUUUUCAUCACAGUCGGUACGACACGAUUUGAUCGAUUAAUCGAAUCAUUAUUAUUGCCCAAUGUUAUUUCGGCAUUACAUGAAAUUGGUUGCAAACAAUUAACCAUUCAAUAUGGUCGUUAUCAUGAUUUGGAUCAAUUAAAUCUAUUUCAAAUGUUACCCGGUAUAAAAGUCAAUUUAUUUGAUUAUAGUAAAUCAUUUUCUAAUCAUAUCCAUGAUGCUGAUCUCGUUAUUGGUCAUGCUGGUGCCGGUACCGUAUUGGAAGUACUUCGUAUGAAUAAACCAUUAUUAAUCGUCAUCAAUGAUGAUCUUAUGGAUAAUCAUCAACAAGAAUUAGCCGAUGAAUUGGUGGAAAAUAAUUAUGUAAAAUGUACGGAUAUUGAAAAUUUUGUUCAAACAUUACGAAAAUUUGAAACAAAAAAUCUACAACAAUUUCCACAACAUGAUCCAUUAUUGUUUCGAAAUUUUAUUCAAAAUUUAUCCACAAUGGAAAUAAAAUCAUAA
This is a messenger RNA of Dermatophagoides farinae (American house dust mite), 639 nucleotides long. RefSeq names its product Alg13 UDP-N-acetylglucosaminyltransferase subunit (gene Alg13). Gene Ontology annotation, biological process: dolichol-linked oligosaccharide biosynthetic process. The record is from RefSeq and is a predicted model, not a curated record. NCBI's taxonomy places the organism in Eukaryota, Metazoa, Arthropoda, Arachnida, Sarcoptiformes, Pyroglyphidae. Gene Ontology annotation, molecular function: hexosyltransferase activity.